Molecule: messenger RNA, 873 nt
Organism: Hyalella azteca
Lineage: Eukaryota; Metazoa; Arthropoda; Malacostraca; Amphipoda; Hyalellidae
Product: ras-related protein Rab6
Molecular function (GO): GTP binding; GTPase activity
Source: RefSeq, a predicted model, not a curated record
GUGUCCACGGAGGAGGGGGAGCGCAAAGCGAAGGAACUCAACGUCAUGUUCAUCGAGACCAGCGCUAAGGCGGGCUACAACGUCAAGCAGUUAUUCAGGCGAGUGGCCGCCGCUCUACCAGGCAUGGAGUCGCCAGAGAAUAAGAAGAUCGACACCGUGGACCUGCGCCCUAACCCCCCUCCCCAGGACGCCCCCCAGGACCAGGAAGGGGGAGGUUGCAUCUGCUAGGACACCGCUGCCUUGCUGUAGGAUCCCCUUAUCUUAUCCUAUAAUCAGAACAUCCUAUAUGAACUCCUUCUGAACAUCAGGAGUUUAUUCUUUUGAACUUAUCCUAUGCGCCGGAUGAUCUUUUAGAACUGAUUAUUUCUACAGCAUCAUCUUACGUUAAUCUCGGCUCCAGAAGACGCUCUGUGCAAUCCCAUAUGCAGAUAUACUCUUAUUUAAUACUACACGUUGAUCCUCUUCUGCAUUUAUAGGUAUAAAAGUCUCAUUUAUCUCAACCUGUAUAAUAAUGUAUACUUUCUUCACUCUGGACUCGCCUGUCACUAACAUUCUAUUUACUUCAAUUUGUCGUCGCGAAAUUUUUCAGCUUAUACAGAGACAUUUACCUUAGGAAAUUCUAUGUAUUAAUAACUCAAUUAGGUUCAGUUUAAAUUAUUUUCUCCUGGCUAGCGAGUUUACAUGCAGCGCCACCCCCGACAAUCGCCCCCUACAGAGAAACCCCAAAAAAUGGCCCUCUAAAGAGCAACCCCCGGCAAUCGCCCCUUACAGAGCCAACCUUAGGCAAUCGUCCCCUAAAGAGCAAACCUCCGGCAAUCGUCCCCUAAAGAGCAACCCCCGGCAAUCGUCCCCUAAAGAGCAACCCCCGGCAAU